AUGUCGAAAAAAGGUCAACCGUACUCUCAACUAUCAGUCUCAGCACCAGACGCAACACCAAUUACAGUUAUAAAUCCGCUUUCAGAACCCCAACCCCAUAACUUAACCCGACCAAAAUCCAAACAACCAAAUCGGACAACCAAAACUUCACAGAAACUUACAUUCUUCCCUGAGGAACAAGAAUUUGCUGAAACAGACGAAUAUGGCGAAACGUACAGCCAAAUAUUCCAAAGAACUGCUCGCCGUGAAGCUGAGAAAUUUAGCAAGCUUGAGACAUCAAAGUUGCCGAGAGUCACUGCUUACUGUACUGCAUCAUCAUAUCGAUUAAAUGACUUGAUGAACUAUUUGAAAAGUCGAAAGAUUAUCAAUGGGACGGCGCCUUUGCGAUUUGAUGAAUGUAUAUACACUCCGUUCACUUUUUAUCCACCGCGAACAUCACCGUUAAUUGUAGGUGAACUAAAUAACAACGAAGACGCAGCUGAAAUUACGAUAAUAACACCUGAAGUACUAUAUUUUGAGUAUGGUGUUGUAGUAAUUUGGGGGAUGUGUGAGGAGGAUGAGAGAAGAGUAUUGCGUGAACUUAUUCCAUUUGAAGAAGAAAAACUAGCCUCUGAAGAUGUGGAAACGGAAGAAUUUCACUAUCACUACGCAGAUUCCCAUCAACCAAGUAUCUAUAAUGAUGUGAUCACUCUUAAGAAUCCCGGUAAUUACAUGGUAAGAGUCACCAUUUCUCAUGCAAUUGCCCAAUCGGUGAAGAUGACGUUGUUUGAAGGAUUGGUGGAGGACACUAUCGAAGCCACGAAAGACAUACCGCAAACUAUGGCAGAGACCGGGAAGGUUCAAAUGUCUAGGGUUGCAAUAACAAAAAAGAUUGGACAGCUUUUUAUCAUGAGGAUGAAUGUCAAUCUCGUGAGCAAUGUCUUGGACACCCCAGAAAUGUUCUGGUCCGAGCCCGCUUUUAAGGAACUCUAUAAAGCAAUAAGAGGGUAUCUCGAGAUUUCGCAGAGGGUUGAAGUUUUGAAUCAAAGAGUGGAUGUUAUUGGUGAUCUGCUCGACAUAUUGAAGGAGCAUUUGACUAGUUCUCAUGACGAACAAUUAGAAUGGAUUGUCAUCAUACUCAUUGCCGUCGAAAUAGUCAUUGGCGUUAUGACCAUCUGGAUUGAUGCAACUCAUGAAUAA
Molecule: messenger RNA, 1179 nt
Organism: Paraglomus occultum
Lineage: Eukaryota; Fungi; Glomeromycota; Glomeromycetes; Paraglomerales; Paraglomeraceae
Source: the annotation of a GenBank genome assembly